AUGGUACAACAGGGGAAUUGGACUGCUAGUUGCGAGAGGAAUUCCAUUGCAGAAAUUUCCAAAAGCAAAAAUGGAGAUAUUACACACAACAUGCAAGAAGUGGCUAACACUUUAUGGGAAGAUGUUUCAUAUCCAAUUCUUACAAUCCCAUAUAAAGAUUCUUGGGCAAAUGCUUGUUUAGACGAUUUGAGUCAGGAGCUUGCUUUACGAUCGUUCACUUAUUCAGAACUUGAGCAAGUGACGGGUGGUUUCAUGGAAGUGGUUGGCAGAGGAUCAUUCGGCGCAGUGUUUAAAGGGGCAAUGUUUCAUGGCCAGAAAGUUGUAGCUGUCAAAAGAUUAGAGAAAGUGUCGGCUGAAGGAGAAAGAGAAUUUCAGACUGAGAUGAAAGUUAUUGGGAGAACGCAUCAUAGAAACCUUGUUCGUCUGCUCGGGUAUUGCCAUGACGGAAUUCAUAGGCUUUUGGUUUAUGAGUACAUGAGCAAUGGGUCACUUGCAAAUGUACUCUUCACAACAGACAAACAACUUUGUUGGAAUGAAAGAAUGGGAAUUGCUCGUAAUAUAGCAAGAGGAAUUCCUUAUCUCCAUGAAGAGAGUGAUGAGCAGCUUAUUCAUUAUGACAUAAAGCCUCUUAUUCAUUAUGACAUAAAGCCUCAGAACAUCCUCAUGGAUGCGUACAGGUGUGCAAAAAUCUCUGAUUUUGGAUUGCAAAACUCUUAA
This is a messenger RNA of Corylus avellana, 717 nucleotides long. Lineage: Eukaryota; Viridiplantae; Streptophyta; Magnoliopsida; Fagales; Betulaceae. The record is from RefSeq and is a predicted model, not a curated record.